UUUAUCAAAAGUCAACGCCCCUCUCAUCCUUCCCCUGAAAAUUUAAGAGCAAAAAAUCAGAGAGAAAACAAAAGAAAGCAUAAUUUGCUUAUUGUCUUUUUUAUGUUAUGGGUAAUGGUGUGGGCAAGUUAAGCGUGUGUUUCACCGGCGGCGGUGGAUAUAGCGGAGAAGAAGCUCGUCCUAGAAAAGAAAUAUCCUCGUUAUUGUUGGAUCCUCUCGAUGAAGGACUCGGUCACUCUUUCUGCUACGUCAGACCCGAUCCUAGCCAACUUUAUUCAUCCAAGGUCUAUUCCGAAGAAUCCUCCACGACUUUCGGUACGAUCUCGGGAGCCUCAGUUAGCGCCAACACGUAUACGCCGCUUUCGACAGCGCUGGUGGAUCCCUACGUCUGUUACAACAGCAGCUGCUUCGAUCGAGCCGCGGCUUUCGAGAGCACCGCCUCGUUUUCAUCGAUCCCGCUGCAACCGAUUCCCAAGAAUAUGAUUAACUCUUCAGGUCCACUUUCGGGUAGCCUCGUUCCGGGUUCGGGUCCUUUAGAAAGAGGGUUCAUGUCGGGUCCGAUUGAGAGAGGGUUCAUGUCGGGUCCUCUUGAUAAUACUAAUAAUUAUAAUCGUGGUAUAUUUUCGGGUCCACUCGAUAGAGGCUUUUCCGAUCAGUUUCAAAGAAGCUUUUCUCAUGGAGCUUUUGCUUUUAAAUCCGGAACGAGAAAAGGAUCUUUAAUUCGGAUUCUCCAAAGAGCAAUCUCAAAAACCGUAUCUCGCGGCCAAAAAUCCGUAGUGGCUCCAAUCAAAGGCGUGGUUUCGGUUAAAGAAUCGGAAUGGGUAAUCGGGUCCGAUAAGAACCUGAUUCAUCAUCAAAAUGAGAACUUGACGGUCAGUAGUUUGAAUCUGAGCAGUGAAGGUAGUUUAGAUGAUGAUGAGUCAAUGGGAAGUCAAAAUAUUCAAUGGGCACAGGGGAAAGCAGGCGAGGAUCGUAUACACGUCGUGGUUUCGGAGGAAUGCAGAUGGGUUUUCGUUGGGAUCUACGAUGGAUUCAACGGCCCUGAUGCUCCUGAUUUUCUGUUAUCAAAUCUUUACUCCAAUGUUCAUAAAGAACUCAAGGGUUUGUUAUGGGAUGAUGAGCUUGAACAAGCCCCUGCAACUUCCCCUGAAGAAGAAAAACAGAGCAGGGAACCGGAGUCAACUCAGGGUUGCUCCGAUUAUGCUUGUUCCCGGUGUCUCGAGCAAGAGAACUACCCCUGUAAGAAAGAAGACAUUGAUUUCGAUUCUAAUCUGAGAUCGAAAAAGAAAAAGGGAAGGACAUCGAAGGUGAGGUAUAAGGGCAUGGCAAAUAAGUGGGAAGAGAAUCAAAGGAGGUGGAAGUGUGAAUGGGAUAGGGAAAGAUUAGAACUUGAUAGGAAAUUGAAGGAACAGUUGAAUAGAAACAAGUCUGAUAGAUCGAGUUCGAUGAUAAAUCACGGUGAUGUUUUGAAAGCUCUGUCUCGGGCUUUGAAGAAAACAGAGGAGUCUUAUUUGGAUAUUGCUGAUAAGAUGUUAAUGGAGAACCCAGAGUUGGCUUUGAUGGGUUCUUGUGUGCUUGUCAUGUUGAUGAAAGGUGAGGAUGUGUAUGUGAUGAAUGUUGGUGAUAGUAGGGCGGUUUUGGCGCAAAAGGCGGAGCCCGAUUACUGGUUGGGGAAGGUUAAACAGGAUUUGGAGAGGAUUAAUGAGGAAACAUUGCAUGAUCUUGAAGGAUUUGAUGGAGAUAAAUUUAGUUCAAUUCCUGAUUUAACUGCUUUUCAGCUUAGUGUGGAUCAUAGCACCAAUGAAAAAGAGGAAGUUCAAAGAAUAAAAAAUGAACAUCCAGAUGAUCCUUGCGCUGUGAUGAACGACCGAGUUAAAGGUUCUUUGAAGGUCACUCGAGCUUUUGGGGCUGGUUUUCUCAAACAGCCUAAAUGGAACAAUGCACUUCUAGAGAUGUUCAGAAUAGAUUACAAAGGAAAUUCUCCAUAUAUCACUUGCGUACCAUCUCUCCACCACCACAGAUUAGGCCCCAAAGACAGAUUCUUGGUAUUAUCAUCCGAUGGGCUCUAUCAAUACUUAACAAACGAGGAGGCUGUAUCUGAGGUUGAACUUUUCAUCACAUUGCAACCUGAAGGAGACCCUGCGCAGCAUCUCAUUGAAGAAGUGCUGUUCCGUGCUGCAAAGAAAGCAAGCAUGGACUUUCACGAGUUACUUGAAAUACCCCAAGGGGAUAGACGGCGGUACCAUGACGAUGUUUCUGUCAUAGUUAUUUCUUUAGAGGGAAGAAUAUGGAGAUAUUGUGUAUAAGUCAUAGAGAAAACCACAGACAGAAGACAUAGGAAAUAUGCCCCCCCCCCCCCAAAAAAAAAAACGGAACUCUGGCAUAUUGUUUUUGCCGUUUUUUCCCAAUCACCUGUGUAACAUAGCAAUGAAGCUCCUCAGAGGUUUGAGGAACGUAGUUAUGAAGAUGUAGUGGGUGGUGAGGGAAGUGUAAAGGUGUAAAAGUUGGUACAUGUUUAUUAUAAAUUGUCAUAGAAGUUGUAAUUUUGCUACUAGUAAAUGGCAAUUAUUCUUUUGGAAAAA
This is a messenger RNA of Gossypium raimondii (Peruvian cotton), 2582 nucleotides long. RefSeq names its product probable protein phosphatase 2C 23. The record is from RefSeq and is a predicted model, not a curated record. The transcript has 3 exons. Gene Ontology annotation, biological process: protein dephosphorylation. The coding region runs from base 108 to 2306 and encodes 732 amino acids. Lineage: Eukaryota; Viridiplantae; Streptophyta; Magnoliopsida; Malvales; Malvaceae. Gene Ontology annotation, molecular function: protein serine/threonine phosphatase activity.